Octopus bimaculoides (California two-spot octopus) is the source of this 4974-nucleotide messenger RNA. RefSeq names its product eukaryotic translation initiation factor 4 gamma 1. Gene Ontology annotation, cellular component: eukaryotic translation initiation factor 4F complex. NCBI's taxonomy places the organism in Eukaryota, Metazoa, Mollusca, Cephalopoda, Octopoda, Octopodidae. The record is from RefSeq and is a predicted model, not a curated record. Gene Ontology annotation, molecular function: mRNA binding; translation initiation factor activity; protein binding.
ACUGUCGCUGUGUCAGUCUGCAUAUAAUUUCAUAGUAAAAAAGUGUCAUAUUACUUGAGAAUAUUAAUUAAUAGCAAUUGAUAUUCAAAAUAAGGUGGAUUGCUUCAGAGUUAUGCGUAUAACAAUCCGUAUAAAAACAAUCGUAGAAUGAAAAAACGAACAGCGCGAAUGGUUUAUAGUAUUCGCUUUCCGUCCGUGGCAUAAGGAACAAUGGAAAUUGUCUCAGACGAGCGAACUUAUACCGAAGACGUUAGCCCAGAUUCUAAGCUUCAAAAUUCACCCCAAGUUUAUCAGAAGCUGAAUCAACACUCGCUCCCCAAUGAUAUGAGUAAACAAGGAUUUGCGCAGCAGGCUCGAGUGGCUGCUGCUCCCGGCGUCAGUUCACAACAAAAUAUGUUUCAGCCUCAACAAAAUGUAAGAUCUCAAACAAGCAAUUAUUUCACGAGCAACCCUCAGAAUGUGCCAAAUGCAAGAAAUUAUCCCCAACUUCAGCAAGCAAGAACUUAUGUCUACGGAUUGCCUCAGACAACUCAAUCGUAUACAUCAUCUACUCUAAUGAGCCCUACCCAAGUGAUGCCUUAUGCAUCAUCUGGUCAAAGAAUACCAACACCCCCAUUCUCGAACCAGCCUCAGCAACCUUUCCAGAUGGCUGCAGCUGCUACAAACCAGCCGUUUUAUCCUUCUGCUGCACCAAAUACGAUGUAUUAUCCUAAUUACCCAAUGCCAAGGACCCAACAAAGAAAACGAGGCAGCAGUAAAAUAAAAAUAGUUGAUCCAAAUACUGGCAGAGAUAUUUCUGAUGAAAUUAGGAAGACUAGGCAGGCACCUGAUGGUUCAGGGGGCGGAUCAGGUGGUGGCGAUAUGCGUGCACAGUUUGCAGCACAGGUUGCAGCUACAUUAAAAACACAAAAUCAAAAUGCAGCAACAAAUUUCCAGCUUCCGUCUCUUCAGAUGCCAGGAGGUCCAGUACCAUCUCAUCCUCAAGCUACAUCUCAGAUUGCACAACCACCUCUGGCUGUUCAACGCCCAGUAACACCACAGGAACAGCGAAGGCAAACUAGUAAAAGCCCUCCUGGUGUACAGCUUGAAUCUACAAGUGUUAUGAAUGUAGCAAACUUUUCUGGUAAUACACAAAAAUUAUCCGAGAAUUCUUGCAUCAAAUAUAUGCCUCAAAUGUCUUCUCAGGCUCAAGAUCUGGUACCCAAUCAGCCACAUACUACACCUACGCAGCUCUCACCUCCAGUUUCGCCACCUGCCCAACAGACAGUUAGUCAACCAAAGCAUCCACCGCAGAUGUUCAAAAAUUCCCAGCCAGCUCAUUCCUUGCAAAUACAUCCUCCACCAUCACAGCCUACACCGUCGCAGGUCUGUCCUAUGCAGCCAUCGCAAAUGUCUGAACAGCAACCAAGAAUUACUCCUCCAAUGCCUCAAGCUUCAAAACGAGGGUUGUCACCAGCAACCCAAGUUCCUUCACCUGUAUGCCAACCUCAGACUCUGCCACAUCAAACCCCUCAGUUCAUUGCAAAUUCACUGCCUUCUCAUGAAGUGAUUCAAAAUUCCCUGAUGGCACCAGUGCCAAGUUUGCAGCAACAGCAAUUUAAUCCAUCACUUAACUUAGAAAACCCAGAAGGAAUCGUUAAAACUGAGUCUUAUAAUGAAGUUAUUUAUCCAGCAGUUUCAACAUCAGAAGCCUUAAAAAAAGAUGAUUCCCCAGAUAGACAUCUGGAUGAUUCUGCCCACUCGCAGCCAUUGCUAUCAAAACAACCCUUACCCGAAGCUCUACCACCAGAUACUAAUCAGCAAGAGGUUGUGCACACAGAGGCAGUGAAACCAGUAAAUAUUGAACCAGAUGAUGUGGUAAAUGAAGCUAAAGAAGAACCCUUGAAAAAAGAACAGCCUCCUGCUUUGAAUGAAGAAGAAAAAAUAGAAGUUGAUACUGAAAAGAAUGUUGUCGGUGGUGAAACUGUUUCUGAAACAAAAGUAAUUGAUGAGAGUGAAAGUGCAAGUGUUCAGCCACCCCCAGAAAACUCUCCAGAAGAAACUAUAAAGGAUUCAAAGAAAGAAAAGACAAAAGUAAAUGAGACAUUAAAUGUUGGAAAAACUAAAGAAGCUGAAAAUGACAAUGUUGAUAAACCAGAGAAUACCGAAACCGAAGAAGUUAAAGACCCUGUGAAACAAUCUGAAACUGCCAAUGUUAUAGAGAAGGAAGAAGAGGUAGCCAAAGAAGCAAUAGAUGUAAAGAACAUUGUAAUUAAUAUUGAAGAUAAGGUUGUUGCUGAUGAGAAUGAGAAAAAUGAAGCAAAGAACAUUGAAGAUGCUGCUGAGGAAUCUGAUGAAAGCAUCUUAGGAUACAAGUACAAAGAGGAUCAAUGGAGUCCUUUACAUCCUGAACGAAAGAAGCAGUAUGACCGAGACUUUCUAUUGAAAUUGCAGUUUGCAAAUGAAUCUCUUUUAAUGCCACUGGGACUUCCUGACCUGCCUGAUGUUAUAUUAACUAAACCACAUGAGCCAGAAAGAAGUUUUGAAAAGGUCCCUGGAUCUGGUUCUUUUGAAAGUGUUUUUGAUUUUACACCAAAAUAUAUGAGGGCAUCUAAAACUCCUGGAAGUGUUAGAAAUAUUCCCAAAAGAGGUAGCCAGCAAGGGGGCGUACGUAAAGAAGUAAAGAAAAUAACUGGAGUCAGUUUAUCGACUGAGGUGCCACUAAAAAGAUGUGAUAAUGCUUGGAAACCAACACAUAAACAAAGUAAGGAGGAGGAGGAAGAUGAUGAGGAUGAUAUCAAUAAGAAAGUAAGAAGCAUUUUAAACAAGUUAACACCCCAGAAAUUUGAAGUCUUGCUGUCCCAAAUCAAAGAAAUAAACAUCAAUACCGAAAAUAAGCUUAAAAUUGUAAUUGGCUUAUUAUUUGAGAAGGCUAUUAGUGAACCCAGCUUCAGUGUUGCGUAUGCAAAUCUUUGCAAUUGUCUUGUAAAAAUAAAGGUCCCUUCAUCAACACACCAAGGCACAGUGAACUUCCGAGAUACUUUAUUAAAUCGAUGUCAAGUUGAAUUUGAAAAGCAUUCUUCUGAAGAAGCUGACCUCAUUAAAAAGCAGAAGGAGCUCGAGAGUGCUGAGAGUGAUGAAACUAAAAAGAGGUUAAAAGAAGAGUUAGAAGAAGCAUUUUCAGCUGCCAAGAGACGAUCGAUAGGAAACAUACGGUUUAUUGGUGAACUUUUUAAAUUAAACAUGUUAACAGAGAAAAUUAUGCAUGAUUGUGUUAGUAAUUUGCUAAAAUCCAGAGACGAAGAGAGUUUAGAGUGUUUAUGUCGCUUGUUGAAAACAGUUGGCAAGGAAGUGGAUUCCGAUGUAUCAAAAAACUUGAUUUUUGUAGCAUCACAAGGACGGGUUCCGUCAAUGGGUGGUGCAGGUGGAGUAGAGGAGGGUUGGACUCCAGUGAGAUCGUCAAAACUUGACAUAAAUAAAUUACGACUGCCAUGGAAAAAAAAUGAAAAUGUUCAAUUGGGUCCUGGUGGAGGAAAUCCUGCUGGUUGGGGUCGUGGAAGCAGUGGUGGUCUUAAAGGUACACAGGAAUCAGAGAAGCCUGUAAACAGGUUUUAUGCCUUGAGCCGAAAUGAUGAUGAUAGUCGAACUACGAUAUAUCCCCGAAGGGGAGCCAGCCCUGGUCGAAGUGAAAUUGGACGUUCUUUGACAUCAAGUUCCAGUGCAAGUAGUAGUGGCUCUAGAAACAAGAUUUCUUCAUUACCAUCUGAAGAAGGUGAUAAAGAUAGUGGAUUGGCAAGGAAUAUUCAUAAUAGAGGCAGUAGAACUUUAUCACAGGUUCCUAGCCGAGAAAGCAGUCAAUCUCGAGAAAAAUCAUUAAAGAAAACUGUUGAAAUUUUAAAUGAAUUUUUCAGUUCUGAUAAUUUGGAAGAGGCAAAGCUCAGCAUUCAGGAACUUUCUGAUCAACAAAAGUUUGUAGUUGAUGCUUUUAACCUUAUUUUGGAACGAUCAGAAGCUUCACGGAAACAGUCAGGAAAACUUUUCUCAGUUUUAUUGAAAGAAAAAAUUAUAGAGGGUAAACGAUUUACUCAAGGCUUAAUGGAAAUUCUAGAAAUUGCGGAGGACAUGCAGAUUGAUAUACCUAAAAUUUGGCAAUAUCUUGGUGAACUCAUUAGUCCUGUAAUACAAGCAGGCGGUAUGCCUUUGAGUUUUUUGAAAAUGGCAUGUGAACCUUUGAAGAAAUCAAAUUUAGGUGGUAUAUUACCAUCAGAAAUAUUAAAGGAUCUUUGUAAGACGAUGGGGCAAGAUAAAGCAGCAGAAUUAUGGCAAUCUUCAAAAUUACAAUGGUCUGAUUUCUUAGAUGAGAAAGAUAUUGAUUCAUUUAUAAAAGAGAAGAAACUUGAAUAUACACUUGGGGGAAGUGUUUCCAAACCAGUGCCAGGUUCCUUGACAAUAGCCAACAUUCAAUCAAUGUUAACUGAAUUAAUAUCUAAAUCUGAACUUUCUGAGAAUGAGAUAACUGCCUGGAUAGAGGCUUAUGUCUCAGAGCAACAGAAGAAAGAUCCUUUGGUAAUCCGUGCUAUUAUGACUGCAGUAUGUUCAAGUUGUCUCUCAGGUCCAAAUUUCAUGCCUCAAGAACAAAAGUUGCGUGGUUAUUCCAGUUUACUGAAAAAGUAUUUGAAAAAUAAAGACGACGAGGUGCAUGCCCUAUAUGCGCUCCAGUUAUUGGAUUCCAAACUGGAGCACCCACCAAGUGUCUUAAAAAAAUUAUUUGUUAUAUUAUAUGAAGAGGUAAUUUCUAAACAAGCCUUCAUCAGUUGGGGAAAGUCUACUGCGCCUGCUGAGAAUGAAGGUCGAGGUGUUGCUCUUAAACAAGUCUCUCACUUUUUAAAUGACCUAGAAAAAGAUGAUGAUGAUGAUGAAAUUGAUGCAGAUGACAGUUGAUUUUUAAAAAAUAACAUUUUUUUUUAGGUAAAGAAAACAUGGAAAAACAUGAAA